GGGGGCGUUGCCAGCCAUGCCAAUCCGCGCUUCACCUCCAUAGCACCUGGCAUCCGUGGGUAAAGCGCGCCCCCAGCCCCGCCCGAGGCCGGGAUCUCACUCCCACCUUCAGCGGGCGGCGCUCCCCCAAACCAGCGGCCUGCAGGCGCCAGGGCCCCAGAGGAGCCGGCAGGGGCGUGCUCGCUCCCGCCGCCUCCCAUUGUCUGCCGCGGGCGGAGGGCUCCCAGGGGCGGGGCCGGGGCGGCGCAGGGACGGCGGGAGGGAGGUGCGGGAGCGCGGGGGGCGGGGGGCGAUGCUGAGUCUUCUGGGGCCGAGGAGGCGGCCGCGGCUGGAGAGCGGACGAGCUGGCGAGCGGGCGGGCGGCGGGAGGGAAGGCAGCCGGGGACCGCAGCAGGCCGGGCCGGGCGCUCGCUGCGCUGCGCUGCCCUCGGCUCCGACAGCCUCUCUCAUGCGCUGAGGGUGCCCGGCUGGGCCGGGCCGGCGGCCGGAGGAGAGGCUCCUCUCCAUGGUCCAGAAGACCAGCAUGUCCCGGGGUUCCUACCCACCCUCCCAGGAGAUCCCCAUGGAGGUCUUUGAUCCCAGCCCACAGGGCAAAUAUAGCAAGAGGAAAGGGCGGUUCAAACGGUCAGAUGGGAGCACAUCCUCGGAUACAACAUCCAACAGCUUUGUCCGACAGGGCUCAGCAGAGUCCUACACCAGCCGUCCAUCGGACUCUGACGUGUCUCUGGAGGAGGAUCGGGAAGCCUUAAGGAAGGAGGCAGAGCGCCAGGCACUAGCCCAGCUUGAGAAAGCCAAGACUAAGCCAGUGGCAUUUGCUGUGAGGACAAAUGUCGGCUAUAACCCGUCUCCAGCAGAUGAGGUACCUGUGCAAGGGGUGGCCAUCACCUUUGAGCCCAAGGACUUCCUGCACAUCAAAGAGAAAUACAAUAAUGACUGGUGGAUCGGGCGACUGGUGAAGGAGGGCUGUGAGGUUGGCUUCAUCCCCAGCCCUGUCAAACUGGACAGCCUCCGCCUGCUGCAGGAGCAGAAGCUGCGCCAGAACCGCCUCAGCUCCAGCAAAUCAGGUGACAACUCCAGCUCCAGCCUGGGAGACGUGGUGACUGGCACCCGCCGCCCCACACCCCCUGCCAGUGGUAACGAAAUGACUAACUUAGCAUUUGAACUAGACCCCUUAGAUUUAGAGGAUGAGGAGGCCGAGCUUGCUGAGCAGAGUGGCUCUGCCAAAACUAGUGUUAGCAGUGUCACCACCCCACCACCCCAUGGCAAACGCAUCCCCUUCUUCAAGAAGACAGAGCACGUGCCCCCCUAUGACGUGGUGCCUUCCAUGAGGCCCAUCAUCCUGGUGGGACCAUCACUCAAGGGCUAUGAGGUUACAGACAUGAUGCAGAAAGCUUUAUUUGACUUCUUGAAACAUCGAUUUGAUGGCAGGAUCUCCAUCACACGUGUGACGGCAGACAUUUCCCUGGCUAAGCGCUCGGUCCUCAACAACCCCAGCAAACACAUCAUCAUUGAACGCUCUAACACCCGCUCCAGCCUGGCUGAGGUUCAGAGUGAGAUUGAGCGAAUCUUUGAGCUGGCACGGACCCUUCAGUUGGUCGCUCUGGACGCUGAUACCAUCAACCACCCGGCCCAGCUCUCCAAGACUUCUCUGGCUCCCAUCAUUGUUUACAUCAAGAUCACCUCUCCCAAGGUUCUUCAGAGACUCAUCAAGUCUCGAGGAAAGUCUCAGUCCAAACACCUCAAUGUCCAGAUAGCUGCCUCGGAGAAGCUGGCGCAGUGUCCCCCCGAAAUGUUUGACAUCAUCCUGGAUGAAAACCAGUUGGAAGAUGCCUGUGAGCACUUGGCGGAGUACUUAGAAGCCUAUUGGAAGGCUACACAUCCGCCCAGCAGCACCCCACCUAAUCCGCUACUGAACCGUACCAUGGCCUCUGCCGCCUUGUCUGCUAGUCCUGCCCCUGUCUCCAACCUCCAGGGACCCUACCUUGCUUCCGGGGACCAGUCGCUGGAACGGGCCACCGGGGAGCACGCCAGUGUGCACGAGUACCCGGGGGAACUGGGCCAGUCCCCAGGCCUUUACCCCAGCGGCCACCCACCAGGCCGGGCAGGCACCCUGCGGGCACUGUCCCGCCAAGACACGUUUGAUGCUGACACCCCUGGCAACCGAAACUCUGCCUACACGGAGCUGGGAGACUCGUGUGUGGACAUGGAGACUGACCCCUCAGAGGGGCCGGGGCUUGGAGACCCUGCAGGGGGCAGCACCCCACCAGCCCGGCAGGGAUCCUGGGAGGAUGAAGAAGACUAUGAAGAGGAGCUCACUGACAACCGGAACCGUGGCCGGAAUAAGGCCCGCUACUGCGCAGAGGGUGGGGGACCAGUUCUGGGGCGCAACAAGAAUGAGCUGGAGGGCUGGGGGCGAGGUGUCUACAUCCGCUGAGAGCUGGGGUCACUGCGUGGGAGAAAGGACUCCAGCCCACCGGGAAGGGAGGGGAAGGGCAAGGGCGGCGGGAAGGGCCAGAGGGACUCACCUCCUUGGACGUGGCUUGCCUCCAGGGGGCACUGUUCUCCUUUCAGAUGCCUUUGCUCAAAUGUUUGGGGUUUCUUUCCUGGUAGGAUCCCAGCUCCUGGGAGUCCUUCAAAUCCCAGCUAUAGGUUUUUACCUACCUGCUGUGGAUGAAUAGGGGGGUGGGGGUGCCCACUUAUCUGCAGUGUCCUCCUUUCCCCCACCUCAGGGGGCUCUCUCCCAGAGAAAAGGUGCACUUCCUUAACUCUUUUUACUCCGCACUCUAAAUGAGGGUCCUAAGUGGGGUGACCCCCUUCCCCACCCCCAACCUGGAGUAAUUUGGGAAGAGUAAGAAGCUUUUUCUAGAGAAAGAGACUACAGCAUCUUUCACGUGAGGGCUUUUUCCUGAACUCCACAUCCGGGGGCCUUCACCAUGCCUCUCCCCCUCCCGCCAGCUUCCUGGCAGCAUUGUCAGAUGGGUGGAAAGUACAGUAUGGAAGCCCUCUGAGGAGCUUGUGUUGGGGAAGGGUGUGUCUACCCUGGACCUUGGAUUCUGAGGAAUGGGCACCCUGACAUGCUGCUACCCACCACCCACCGCUUCCAUGCCUCAGCCUCCCCCAGGAAUGAGCUUUGCCUACAACAUCCCUUGCUUGCUGCCAUCAGAAGAGGGGGCCCCUCUGUGUUUGAGCCCCCCCCCCCAUCUUUUGUCACCUGGGUAUGGGACCCAUGGAACAUUACGGUCCACCUCAUUUUGAAACCAAAAAAAACUGCUUCCUCUCACCCUGAGAUCCCAGGGGAGAGGCCCUGUGGGCUAGUGCCCAAGAGGUGGUCACUGUCUGGAGGGGUGGGGUGUGUGCCUCGGGACCUUGGGUCUCUCCUGGGGGGGGGGGGGGGGGGCUUGGCUGCUGCUGCUGCUACUCUGUAUUUGCCUCUUGUGAUCCUGUCCUUUACCUAUGUCCACUUCCCCCAGGGGUGGCCUUGGUCCUCCUGCCCUCUGGUGUCCCUUUGCCUAGCCCCCUAUAGCCCAGCAGCCCUGCCCUCCCCAGCAUCCCAGCUGGGCCAGAGAGAGCCAACUGUGCCAACGAGGACUGGGCCCUGCCCGGCUGCCCACCUCAGGGAUGGGCACCUCAUGCCUGUCUCGCCACCUCCUGUGCCAAUGUUGACCCACCCCUCACCUGGGGGGCGGGGUGCAGCUUCCACUUACUGGUUAGAUGACACCACUGCCCAAUCUUUAUCCCUUUUCUGUUGGUGUCCUGUGCUCUGUCUAUCUGUUCGUCCGUACAGCCCUAGAAGUAUUUUGCCACAUAUAAAACCGCCGUCCUGUCCUUUG
Molecule: messenger RNA, 3830 nt
Organism: Erinaceus europaeus (western European hedgehog)
Lineage: Eukaryota; Metazoa; Chordata; Mammalia; Eulipotyphla; Erinaceidae
Gene: CACNB1
Product: calcium voltage-gated channel auxiliary subunit beta 1
Exons: 14
Coding region: 506-2434 (642 amino acids)
Biological process (GO): regulation of voltage-gated calcium channel activity; chemical synaptic transmission; calcium ion transmembrane transport
Cellular component (GO): voltage-gated calcium channel complex
Molecular function (GO): high voltage-gated calcium channel activity; protein binding
Source: RefSeq, a predicted model, not a curated record